Messenger RNA from Cajanus cajan (pigeon pea), 1482 nucleotides. Its product is annotated as Heavy metal transport/detoxification superfamily protein. The record is from RefSeq and is a predicted model, not a curated record. Gene Ontology annotation, molecular function: metal ion binding. Lineage: Eukaryota; Viridiplantae; Streptophyta; Magnoliopsida; Fabales; Fabaceae.
CCUCACCUACCGUUAGUGACUUGUACUCUAUCUCCGUUCUUUAUAUAUAACCCUCUCCCUUGCCUCUCUUUCCACUCUUCAAAUAAAGCAGCAAAAUCUUAUCUUAGCUACCCCAACACAAUAUCCUAUCCUAAUACCCAAACAAACGCAAAAUGGGAGAGCAAAAGGACCAACCAAAGAAAGAAACCGAGAAGAAGCCCGAGGAGGGAGCCGCCAAGAAAGACGACGCUCCGGCCCCCGUCGUUUACAAGCUCGACUUGCAUUGCGAGGGAUGCGUCAAGAAGAUCAAACGCACCGCUCGCCACUUCCCAGGUGUGGAAAACGUUAAAGCAGAUCUAUCGGCUAACAAAGUCACGGUUACCGGUAAAAUCGACGCCGAGAAGCUGCGAGAGAAGCUCGCCGAGAGAACUAAGAAGAAGGUUGAGCUCGUCUCUCCUCCGCCGAAGAAAGACGCCGAGAAACCGCCGGAGAAGAAGCCGGAAGAGAAGAAACCAGAAGAAAAUAAGCCUAAAGAGAGCACGGUCGUUUUGAAGAUCAAACUGCACUGUGACGGUUGCAUUGCGAAGAUUCGACGAAUCAUUCUGAGGUUCAAAGGUGUUGAAACGGUGAGCCUCGACGGAAGCAAGGACCUGGUGACGGUGAAGGGAACGAUGGACGUGAAGGAGAUGGUGCCGUACCUGAACGAGAAGCUGAAGCGAAGCGUCGAGGUGGUUCCGGCGAAGAAGGACGACGAUAAGAAAGAGAAGGAAGGCGGUGGCGGCGAGAAGAAAGAGAAGGCGGAAGGCGGAGAGAAGAAAGAGAAGGCGGAAGGCGGUGGCGAAAAGAAAGAGGACGGUGGUGGUGCGGCGGCGGAGGCGGCGAAGGUGGAGGUUAACAAAAUGGAGCAUAUGUACCCGAUGGCGCCUCCUUCGUUCUGGUACGAUGGACAGUUUCCCGGUCAAACGAGUUACGCUAUGCCUAUGGAGGUUCACCCAGGGUACGCUAAUGGUAAUAAUCAUUACGUGGAGCCAGGGUACGUGAACCAGGGUUAUCCUAUGCAGCCACCCUUACCGUACUACAUGAACCCUCACGCCCCUCCUCCGCAGAUGUUCAGCGAUGAGAACCCCCACGGUUGCUCCAUCAUGUGAUUCGUGUGAUGCUCCAUGCUUUUCGGUCACUUACGCAGGGACGGGAUACGGGAUACGGAAUACGCAAUACGCAUGCCGUAAUUUGUAAAUAAAAAAAGUGAAAAUUGAAGCGCGUGUAUAAAUUGAGGGAAUGGACUCCGUGUUGUUAAAAAUUAAUAUAGAGAAAUUUUAUAAUAUGGUAGAGUUUUGAUAUUAUUAUGUCAUAUCAUCGGAUAUAUAAUAUGUAUUUAGGUUGGUGUUUAGAGAUAGAGGAGAGCCGGCUGGCUGGAGAAUCCUGUCCAGAACUCACAUCACAUGAGUUGUUCUUUGUUAAUUUUUCUUAAUUUUUAAUAUCAGAAUAAAUAUAUUUUCAUUA